Messenger RNA from Athene cunicularia (burrowing owl), 2179 nucleotides. RefSeq names its product Sjogren syndrome antigen B (gene SSB). NCBI's taxonomy places the organism in Eukaryota, Metazoa, Chordata, Aves, Strigiformes, Strigidae. Gene Ontology annotation, biological process: RNA processing; positive regulation of translation. The transcript has 12 exons. Gene Ontology annotation, cellular component: cytoplasmic stress granule; cytosol; nucleus. Gene Ontology annotation, molecular function: RNA binding. Bases 786 to 2009 code for a protein of 407 amino acids. The record is from RefSeq and is a predicted model, not a curated record.
UUUCCAUUUUUAAUUUACAUCUCACGCCGACUUGCAUUAUUUUAACUUGUUUUCAUUUUGAGUGCUACUGAUACACACUGUUGGCACACAGGAGGAACAAGUCAGUGUGGUCUGCUAAGAAAGCACUGAAGGUAAAAUCUGAUGUAGUAUUCCGCAUGUUGUUCAGACCGCGAUCGUUGUUCAGUGGAGUGAGCUUUUUAUCAAUAUUUAUUGCUGCACAGCAGCUGAAAACUACUGAUCUGGAAGCUGGAUCCAGAAGGCCAACUUGUGCCAAAUGACUGAGCUAGAGACUGAAGUGAGCACGCGGAGCAAGAUUAGAAUUUCCCUUAAAUUAGAAGGCUGCUUCUGCUCUUCUAAAUAGGUUAGAGCUCGAUUCAGUGUCUGAACUGAAUUCACCAUACUGCAAGCUUGAGUCUUUCUCAGUCUUGCCUUCAGCUUGUUGUUAUUUGCAGCUGAACAGGUGAUUUUUAGAAAAACUUCCAGGUGCAAACUUAAUCUGAAGGCCUUGUCCCAGGUGUUGCAUUGAUUUACACUUCUGUACAGUUUGGGUUUUGCCUUGAAAAUACUGCUGAGGGAAAACUUUGGUUUUCAUCUUUUCUUAGUGUUGGAUCUGAGCCUUAUUGUGUGGAAAGUGAGUUGCUGGUUCUGGGUAUUCUGGAGUGAGGCAGACUGGGAGAGUGGUGCACUGUGAGAGCUGGGGAAGUGCAAGAAAGCAUAUUUAAGGAUAUACAGGGCUGAAGGGCUUUAACUGGCAGAAGCCAGGUGAAGACCAAAGUCUGGUGAAGAUGGCUGAAAAUGGAGAUGGUGAAAACAUGUCUAUUUUGGAAAGCAAAAUCUGUCAGCAAAUUGAGUACUAUUUUGGCAAUCACAAUCUACCAAGAGACAAGUUCCUAAAGGAACAGAUCAAACUAGAUGAUGGCUGGGUACCUUUAGAAGUAAUGAUCAAAUUCAACAGGUUAAGUCGCCUUUCAAAAGAUUUCAGUGUUAUUGUAGAAGCACUAAGAAAAUCCAAGACUGGUUUAAUGGAAAUAAAUGAAGACAAAACUAAAAUCAGAAGAUCUCCAAACAAACCACUUCCUGAAUUAAAUGACCAGUAUAAGGCUGCAAUUAAAAACAGAUCUGUAUAUGUUAAAGGCUUUCCACUAGAUGCAACUCUUGAUGAUAUCAAAGAAUGGCUUGAGGAUAAAGGUCCAGUUGAAAACAUUCAAAUGAGGAGAACAUUGCAGAGAACGUUCAAGGGCUCAAUAUUUGCAGUUUUUGAUAGUGUUGAAUCUGCUAAGAAGUUCACAGAGAUCCCAAACCAAAAGUACAAAGACACAGAGCUGAUAAUACUUUUCAAGGAGGAGUAUUGUACAAAGAAGAAUGAAGAAAGGAGACAAAACAAAGUAGAAGCUAAAGCAAGAGCUAAACAGGAAAAAGAAGAAAAACAGAAACAAGCAGCAGAUGCUGAAAUGAAGUCUCUGGAAGACACGACAGGAUGCCUUUUGAAGUUUUCUGGUGAUCUAGAUGAUCAGACAUGCAGAGAAGAUCUCCAUGAUGUGUUCUCUGAUCAUGGAGAAAUCAAAUGGAUACAUUUUGUCAGAGGUGCAAAGGAGGGAAUUAUCCUAUUUAAGGAAGUUGCAAAAGAAGCUCUGGAAAAAGCCAAAGCAGCACAUAAUGGAAACUUACAGCUUCGGAACAAGGAUGUGACAUGGGAAGUGCUAGAAGGAGAUGCAGAGAAAGAUGCUCUGAAAAAAAUAUUGGAAGAUCAGCAAGAAUUGCUGAAACAGAAAACAAAAGGACGAAAAAUUAAAGGAAAAGGAAGAGGGGGAAAGAUGCCUCAAGGUUCACACAAAGGAAAAGUACAGUUUCAGGGCAAGAAAAUAAAGUUUGAAAAUGAAGAAGGUGGUGAAAAUGAUAAUACUAAACCAGAACCAGCAAGUCCCAAGAAACGACCACUAGAGGAAAUGGAAAAAGAAGAACCUGCACCAAAACAACUGAAAACAGAAAAUGGAGAUGGAGAUCAGUAAUACUAAAAUUUUUAAAAAAUAUCAUUUUAUUGUUCCAUUUUCAGUAGGUGUUAAAGACAUGCCUCAGUUCAGGAGUUUCUUGGCAGAAAAUCUAAUGAAAUCCACUUCAAUGUCAACCUACAAUGAGAGGAAAGCUUCAUUUUGUUGGGUUACAGCCUUUUUUUUUUUUU